Molecule: messenger RNA, 663 nt
Organism: Bolinopsis microptera
Lineage: Eukaryota; Metazoa; Ctenophora; Tentaculata; Lobata; Bolinopsidae
Exons: 2
Coding region: 1-663 (220 amino acids)
Source: RefSeq, a predicted model, not a curated record
AUGGAUGAGCUAGUUCAGGAGCUAGUUCAGGAGCUAGUUCAGGAGCUGGUCCAGGAGCUGGUCCAGGAGCUGGUCCAGGAGGUAGUUCAGGAGCUAGUUCAGGAGCUGGUGCAUGAGCUGGUCAGGAGCUGGUCCAGGAGCUGGUGCAUGAGCUGGUCAGGAGCUGGUUCAGGAGCUGGUUCAGGAGCUGGUUCAGGAGCUGGUCCAGGAGCUGGUCCAGGAGCUAGUCCAGGAGCUAGUUCAGAAGCUGGUCCAGGAGCUAGUUCAGGAGCUGGUCCAGGAGCUAGUUCAGAAGCUGGUCCAGGAGCUAGUCCAGGAGCUAGUCCAGGAGCUAGUUCAGAAGCUGGUCCAGGAGCUAGUUCAGGAGCUAGUUCAGGAGCUAGUUCAGGAGCUAGUUCAGGAGCUGGUCCAGGAGCUGGUCCAGGAGCUGGUCCAGGAGCUAGUUCAGGAGCUGGUUCAGGAGCUGGUCCAGGAGGUGGUCCAGGAGGUGGUCCAGGAGCUAGCUCAGGAGCUGGUCAGGAGCUAGUUCAGAAGCUGGUCCAGGAGCUAGUUCAGGAGCUGGUCCAGGAGCUAGUUCAGGAGCUGGUCCAGGAGCUAGUUCAGGAGCUGGCCCAGGAGCUAGUUCAGGAGCUGGUUCAGGAGCUGGCCCAGGAGCUAGGGUAG